UGCGAGAUAUGAACUCAUGAAUUUUCUAUUCUACUCCCCCACAAGAAAUACUGAUUUUUCAAACAGUAUUAUACAGUGUAACAAAUAACCGGAUAGCAGGACUAUAGAAUGAACAUCGUAAGUAUGUCACUUGUGAUCAUAAUACGUACUUGUCCACCCCCCUUCCGGAGAAAGCUGUUUGUAGCGAGAAAAACUCCAUAAUUUUUCAUUCCAAAUUUCCCACCAUCGAUUAACCAAGAGUAGCAAGGGAAAGGCAGGGCGACUAAAGAGAAAUUAAAAAACCACCGCACUGAACCUCUAAACACAAGUUCAGCCAAAUUGUAAAUCCUUUUUCAGGUUUUGUAUCCUCCUUUGGUUCCCUGAAUUAUUCCGUCUCUACCCCAUUUUCUCUUACCUCCUCCCCCCCUUUCCUGUCUGUCCAUCGUUGCCGUUUCUGCUUCGCAAUCAUCUGCGUCUGCACGGCCGGGUUAUCGCAUCCACAGAGCCUGCUGAGCCGUAUGACACCUGUGUAAGGAUUGCUCUAGGGAAACUUGGUGGAUACAUACCUAUACCGGCAUAUAUAUCUAUUACAUUGUUCUUCCCCGAAUUUUCUCAGAGCUCCACUCUUCCCUGGUCUCCUUCGACACUUUUUUCUUCCGUUACAGCGUGCACUGGCGAUUGAGUGAGAGUGUGUGAGGGUGUGAGCGUCUGUGUGAUAUAUAUAUCGACAUGACGGGUGAAGAGAUCGUCAGCGUCCAUGGGGGGAACAGUUCCGGACCAAAGGCUCAUGAUUCACCCCAUGAGAAUAUUGAACGGAGGGAUGAAGCUGGAGGAAAUUACACCUCCGUUGGGGGCGAGCAGACGCAGGUGUCUGAAACUCCAACGUUGUGGAUGUGGGUUUUGACAUUUGUUUCUGGGAUUAGUGGGUUACUGUUUGGUUAUGAUACCGGUGUCAUUUCCGGAGCACUCGUGGUGAUCGCAGGUGAUCUUGGUCCGGCAGAGUUAUCUAAUCAAGAGAAAGAAUUCAUCACGGCAGCAACCUCACUCGGAGCCUUAAUCUUCAGUGCAUUCUCGGGCGCACUUGCAGACCAGAUUGGGCGGAAAAGGGUUAUUGCUAUCGCUGAUGUUGUGUUCGUUGCAGGGGCAGUUAUUCAAGCUGUCGCCAAGUCUGUCUGGGUUAUGGUGGUGGGUCGUUUCGUUAUUGGUUGGGGCGUUGGUUUGGCUAGUUUGAUUGUACCGCUCUACCUCGCCGAGCUUUCACCUGCACAAUAUCGUGGGAGGAUGAUUCUCAUCAAUGUGCUUUUCAUCACCUUCGGUCAAGUUGUUGCCUAUGCUAUUGGAGCUGGGCUCACGCACGUAGAGGCUGGAUGGAGGUGA
Tuber melanosporum (Perigord truffle) is the source of this 1356-nucleotide messenger RNA. RefSeq lists its product as uncharacterized. Bases 709 to 1356 code for a protein of 215 amino acids. Gene Ontology annotation, biological process: transmembrane transport. The transcript is spliced from 5 exons. The record is from RefSeq and is a predicted model, not a curated record. Gene Ontology annotation, cellular component: membrane. Gene Ontology annotation, molecular function: myo-inositol:proton symporter activity. Lineage: Eukaryota; Fungi; Ascomycota; Pezizomycetes; Pezizales; Tuberaceae.